Rosa rugosa (rugosa rose) is the source of this 1214-nucleotide messenger RNA. RefSeq lists its product as uncharacterized. The transcript is spliced from 2 exons. Gene Ontology annotation, molecular function: nucleic acid binding; zinc ion binding. NCBI's taxonomy places the organism in Eukaryota, Viridiplantae, Streptophyta, Magnoliopsida, Rosales, Rosaceae. The record is from RefSeq and is a predicted model, not a curated record. The coding region runs from base 69 to 629 and encodes 186 amino acids.
ACAAAAAGUGUUUUGAAGCAAAACAGAAUGGAAGGCCAAUCCCGACCUACUACAAUGAGUUAGUGGCAAUGUUCCAGGAGAUUGAUCAAAGGGCGGCCUCUCAACAUGAUAAUGUUGCAGCUGUCGUUCAAGAAACUUCAGCCAUGUCCCGGAUGCGUGUUCACAUGUUUUUGAGUGGACUUGACCAAGAGUAUGAUCAGGUGCGUGGAGAAAUCCUGCGCAAGGAGCCUAAAUUCUCCUUGGAGCAGAGCUAUGCUUACAUUCGCAAGGUGCAAUCAGAGAAACAAGCUAUGGGGCGUUCUGUGCAAACUGAAUCUUCUGUGAUGGCUGUUCAACGCCGACCCGGUCCUCCUCCAGGCUUCUCAGGUCCUUCUCCACGCCGUCCUCACGACAAACCAAACCCAUACGCAAACAAAAAAUGUGUUGUCUGUGGGGAAUUAGGUCAUACCAAGGAGCGGUGCUAUGAAGUGAUUGGCUACCCUGAUUGGUGGGACUUCACCAGGAAACCGCGAAAGAAUCCGGGCAAGGCGGCUAUUGCUACUACAGAGGAAGAGCAUCUAGACAAUGCCUCCGCUAAUGUAGCACAGUCAGGACAUUCUGACUCGGCGGAUUCUUGGUUAUGGUGUUAGAAGGGGAAAAUUAUACUACCUGGAUCUGACAGAGUCUGGAGAAAAACAGAAGCAUCUUUUGGGGCAAGCUAAUCAGAUUAAUGGGGUAGAGCAUGCAAAGGAAGCUGUAUGGUUAUGGCAUCGCCGUUUAGGUCAUCUAUCUUUUAGUUAUCUUAAGAAACUGCAGCCUCAUUUGUUUUCGGUUGUCAGUGAUUUAGAUUUCCAUUGUGACAUUUGUGAACUGGCCAAGAGCCACCGUAUUUCAUAUUCACCAAGUCUUAAUAAAAGUCCCGUUCCUUUUAUGAAAAUCCACUCUGAUGUCUGGGGGCCUGCAAAGAUUCCCUCUCUUUCUGGAGCUCGAUAUUAUGUCACAUUUAUUGAUGAUUGUACUCGCAUGACGUGGGUGUCAUUACUGAAGAAUAAGAGUGAAGUAUUUGGGUUGUUUACUGAUUUUCACAAAAUGGUGACUACUCAGUAUCAACAAUCUAUUAGAGUGUUUCAAUCUGACAAUGGUGGAGAGUUUGUGAAUGGCCCUAUGUUUGAAUUUUGCCGGUCACAGGGGAUUCGUCAUCAAACCUCCAACUCUUAUACUCCUCAACAGAAUGG